Molecule: messenger RNA, 786 nt
Organism: Paramecium tetraurelia
Lineage: Eukaryota; Ciliophora; Oligohymenophorea; Peniculida; Parameciidae
Exons: 5
Biological process (GO): endocytosis; signal transduction; peptidyl-serine phosphorylation
Cellular component (GO): nucleus; cytoplasm
Molecular function (GO): ATP binding; protein serine/threonine kinase activity
Source: RefSeq, a predicted model, not a curated record
AUGUAAGGAUUGCAACAAGGUGAUUUAAUAGGAAAAACGCACAAAGUUAAGAAACCUCUAUCCCGAGUUUCCUUUUGCAAAGUGUAUUUAGGGAGAAAUAUUGAAAAUGGUAUGAAGGUGGCAAUUAAGGUUGAAAGAGAGGAAAUGUCGAAUUUUUUGACUUUAGAAAGAGAUUUAUUGAUAGGUAGAAAUUUUGAAGAAAUUAAGAGGCUUUCAAUAGGUACCUUAAUUACUUGGCAUGGAAAACAUAAUGAAUUCUAAGUAAUGAUAACGAAGAUGCUAGGAUUUGAUUUAAUUUACUUCUUGAAAAAAUAUAAGAAAUUCUCAAUUGAAUGCAUUUUUAACAUUACUUAGCAAAUGAUAGAAAUGUUAGAAAAUAUUCACAAUAAGAAUAUAAUUCAUAGGGAUUUAAAAUCAGAAAAUAUUCUGUGUAAAAGACAUUCUGACUAGAUAUAUUUAAUUGAUUUUGGAAUUGCAAAAAUUUCUGUAAAAUGUAAGAAAUAAAGUAUGCCAGUGUAACUGGAAUUAGAGUAAUCCAGAAGAGAUGAUUUAGAAUCUUUAGGUUAUGUUUUGAUAUACCUUCUCAAAUAGAAAUUAUCAUGGUCUAAUUCUGAGAAAUGCGAAAAUGAUCUUUUAGAGAGGAUUGGAUAAUUAAAAUAUGAAAUUAAACCAUAAGAACUCUGCCAAGGCUGUCCACAAUAGAUAUUAAACUAUAUGACUUAAGUAGCAGAAUUGAAUCAUCAAUAAAUUCCUAAUUAUUAAAAGCUGAAGUUAAUUUUCAAUUGA